Messenger RNA from Scophthalmus maximus (turbot), 5502 nucleotides. RefSeq names its product TBC1 domain family, member 2B (gene tbc1d2b). The transcript is spliced from 13 exons. Bases 200 to 3235 code for a protein of 1011 amino acids. The record is from RefSeq and is a predicted model, not a curated record. NCBI's taxonomy places the organism in Eukaryota, Metazoa, Chordata, Actinopteri, Pleuronectiformes, Scophthalmidae.
UACUUCACCUUGUGAUGGUUUAUUACUAAAGAAAAGCCUUUGAGUGUUUCACCGUGUGCAACAACAGCGUUGGCGCAUCACUAUCCGCCAGGAUGGAGUGAGAGCGCCUCACGUGGCGCACCUUGCUGAACAGCACCACCUAGCGGCGAGGCCGCCACGCGCGCACGCCGCUCGGGCUCUGUCAAGAACUACACCUCCCAUGCUGCCCCUGUCCGAGAGGGAAGCCAGUCAUGCGGAUGGAACCAGCAGUGGGCAUCCGCAGCGCUGCACGAAGAAGAAAGUUCGCGGAAAGAUGCACGAAGAGGAGGAUGGCGGCGACGCGAGCUCCUGCGCCGCGCCGCGGAUCAAGGCCGUCCGGUCGGUGGACGUGGCCGAGGUCGAGGGCGAGGGCGCGCGGGAGCAGGCCUCCAAGCUGUGCGGCUACCUGAACAAACUGUCCGGCAAGGGGCCCCUGAGGGGCUACAAGACGAGGUGGUGCGUCUACGACCCGAGGAAGUGUUACUUGUACUACUUCAAGACUCCCCAGGACGCACUGCCGCUCGGACACAUCGAAAUAGGCGACGCGUGCUUCUGCUACGACGUGGAGGGCGAGGAGGGUCAGUUCGAGAUCCGCACGGCCGGAAAGGAGUUCAUCCUGAAGGCCCCCAGCAAGCAGGUGAUGCACUACUGGCUCCAGCAGUUGCAGCAGAAACGUUGGGAGUACAGCAGCACACGAAGCUCCGGCCAGAGAGACAGCUGGAGCUCCCCGACGCUGGCCUACCCUCCUACUGGCCUUGUAGGCAAAGACAAUGACGGUAUCAUCUUUGAGAAGCUGAGUGACAGCAUGGAGAAAGUGCGCAGCGACUUUGCCAUGGAGACGGAGACGGAUGGCGGGGCAAUGGUGGGGAUCCAGUCAGCCAGAGGACCCGCUGCUGGGUCCACGAACCCCCUCAACUUCUCUCUGAAAAACUUUGGUACAGAACUCAAGAACUCCAUGUCUUAUCUGCGGCAGGGCAGAGGAGCUGAGAGCAGGCGCAGUGUGUUUUACAUAGGUAACAACAGCACUGAAGAGUGGGAGCUGGUGGAUGCUCCGCACAAGGACUUCGCUGAACAGAAACAUCAUCCCAACGCCCACAGACAUUCCUUUGGAUCUGCAUUCACGUUUGACUUUGUGCGCAACUCAGCCCGGCCUAAGAGGCCUCUGCUGCGCGACAUGAUGGCCUCUGGGAGGUUCGGGCGCAGUGCCGAGACACGCAGUGCCGAGAGCUCCCCGGUGGAUGAUGGCAGCAAAUGUAAUGGCAGCAAAUCUUUGGAGAUGCAGCUUCGCCUCCAGACCCAACAGGAAGAAUUGAGCCACAUGCAGCAGGAACAGGCCAAACUCAGAGAAGAGCUCGCCAGUCAGAAGGAGCUGGUGAGACUUCUGCAACAGACUCUUAGGACGUCUCAGAGCGAUAGACCAACAGCGCGCUGUCCAGCCCCGGCUCCAGAUCCAUCUGCAGGCUCGGACCAGACCCCGGCUUCGGUAGUAACCCAGCAAGAAAACUCCCAGCUGGAGAACUUGCUUCAAGAAAGAGACGAACAGAUCCAGUCCCUGUGUGGCCACAUGGAGCGUCUCGCCCUGGAGAAGGAGAGCCUGCAACAGGAGCUGAAAGGCUUGAAGCUUAAAGUAGGGGAGAUAUAUGACAAGCUGGAGAUGAUGAUGGAGACCAUCCAGGCUAAGGAUGAAGUCAUCAUGAAGCUGUCGCAGGAGAGCCCGGAGAACAGUGGAAAUUCAAAUGAUGCCAGUUCACUAUCUCCCAACAGAGAGCAGCAGGAGCUGGACGUCCUCAAGGACAGUCUUCAAGGCUACAAAUCCCAGAACAAGUUCCUGAACAAAGAGAUCCUGGAGCUGACUGUAUUACGCAGAAAUGCAGAGAGUAGGGAAAAAGCUUUAGAAGCAAAGUGUACGGCCCUGGAGGCCAAGUUGUGUCAGGUGGAGAGUAAGUAUCUGGUGCUGCUUCAAGAAGUGAAGACACCAGUGUGUUCGUCUUCAGAGCAGAGCCCUGCCCGUGAGGUCAUUUCCAGGUUAUUAGAGGAUGCACUGCAGGCAGAGGGCCCAGAUCUGCAUGAGCACCUCAUCUUCAAACCAAACACUGUCAGUGAGUAUGACGUGUACGGCUUCAAGACGGUGCCUGAGGAAGAGGAGGAGGAGGAGAAGCUGGUUGCCAAGGUGAGAGCCCUGGAGCUGAAGUCCCUGUCCAUGACGAACCAGGAGGUGUCUGUUGGAGUGAAGUGGGAGAACUAUCUGGCGAGCACCAUGAACAGAGACCUGCUCCGCUCCCCGGAGCUCAAAGCCCUGAUUCGCUGCGGCGUUCCCCACGAGCACCGGUCCCAGGUGUGGCGCUGGUGUGUCGCCUUCCAUGUCAAGAAGUUUAGGGACCAUUUGGCACCAGACUAUUAUGAGACCUUACUGAAUGUAGCCCGCGAGAAACCCAAUCCCGCCUCGAAGCAGAUCGAGCUGGACUUGCUGCGUACUUUGCCCAACAACAAGCACUACUCCUCCCCAAGUGCAGGCGGCAUCCAGAAACUCCGGAACGUCCUGAUCGCCUUCUCCUGGAGGAAUCCAGAUAUCGGCUACUGCCAGGGACUAAACAGGCUGGUUGCCAUUGCCUUGCUCUAUCUGGACCAAGAGGACGCCUUCUGGAGCCUUAUAGCAAUUGUGGAAGUUUUCAUGCCAAGAGACUAUUACACCAAGACUCUGCUUGGCUCACAGGUGGACCAGCGUGUGUUCAAGGACCUGAUGAGCGAGAAGCUGCCCCGGCUUCAUGCCCACUUUGAGCAGCACAAGGUGGACUUCUCCCUCAUCACCUUCAACUGGUUCCUGGUGGUGUUUGUGGACAGUGUGGUGAGCGACAUCCUCUUCAAGAUCUGGGAUGCCUUUCUGUAUGAAGGCCCGAAGAUCAUGUUUCGCUUCGCCCUCGCUCUCUUCAAGUACAAAGAGGAAGAGUUUUUAAAGUUGCAGGAUUCCACAAGCAUCUUCAAAUAUCUUCGAUAUUUCACAACAACAAUCCUGGAUUCAAGGAAGCUGAUGAGCAUCGCUUUCGGGGACAUGAACCCGUUCCCCAUGAGGCAGAUCCAGAACCGCCGCUCCUUCCACCUGGAGAAAGUCCGUCUGGAGCUGACCGAGCUGGAGGCCAUCAGACAGACCUUCCUCAGGGAGAGAGAGUCGCAUCAGGAUGGACGGAGCUUCGCCAGCGAUGAUGAGGAGGAUAACUGACCUGAAGGCUGAGCACCUUUCUUGGCCCAUGUGGCUGAGGCCUGAAGACAAAGAGGUCACCUCCACACACCAGAGAUGUGUUGCUGUGGUAAAAGGAGAUUCUUUGGAGUUGGUCUCCGCAUCAGUGCUGGAACAAUCGACUUUCUACAAGUUUUGAGUGAAAUCGCAUCAAAGGACCAAAACAUUACAGGCCCAAUAGGCUUGCUAUCAGUAUUCCUGCCUCUUUUUUUUGUGUCAAUUCUUAAUUUGCUGUAUGCUUGUAUAUUGAUGUGAUGGCCAAAACAUUGUGCUUGUCUUAUCUCUGUAUCUUCCAAUGCCAAGCUCAACACUUGCUGUCCAAAUCAGUAUUUUUGAAAACAUGGCUGUGAUCUUUUUAUAGUUAGCGAUUUUACGACUGCUGAAGUAAUUAUUCUUUACUUUUUUUUUUUAUUGCUAUUUCUAUUUUUUUGUGAUUUGUCUGUGCCCACUUCCUUAAUUCUUAAAUGUUUUAUGAUUGUUUGGCUUUCCUUUUAUUAUGCUAUCCACAAUGCCACUGAACGACACGUUUGUGUUUGACCCCUGUGUCUAUUGGUGAACUUGAAUCACUUGUGCUGAAAUUCUUAUUUUCCUAAAAUGUAAAAUGUAAGUUUUAGGAGCCUUCUAAUCACUAGGCAAUGUGCAUAUCAUUCCAUGUUGUGUGUGUUCCAAGAGCAUGCACUCAAAGAUUUAUGAUUACAAAAUUUCCCCCAUGUAUUUCCACUUGGAAAGCAUGUUGAACAUUUUAGGAAAGAUGUUGCAGUAAUAUUGUUAAGUCCCUUUUAUGUUGUCUGCCCAUAUUUUGCAGAGUUCUUUAACUUGUAAUGUUUUCAAAUUACUUUAUGCUCAAAUACCACUUACUAUUUACCUUUUAAAAAAACAUAUGUCUUACUGGUCAAACUUAUUUGCACCUAAAAUUGUACUUAAACCAAAUUGAAACAAAACACAAUAUUAGUAGAUGCAAAAAAACUGAAAACUAUUCUAUUUGAAUUACUCUAAAAUCAUUGUAUUUUAUUUAAUGCCUCAGAGAACUACUCUUCAGUCUAAUUUUGUUUGUUUAGGUAAUGUUUCUUUUUUUGGUUGUUUUUCAUACAUUACCCAUGUGAACGACAUACUUGCCAAAUAUAUAGCACAUGUAUAUUGCUGGGAUUUCUGAGCCCGAUCUUAACUUGCUGUUGUAUUUGCAUGCAUUGUCCUGAGUGUGGCAGUAUAACAUUGUUUACACUUGUACAGAGGUACCGUUUAGUGUACUUUAUUUCAGCUCGGGAUGAAAUGGGGAUUAUGUCAAUCUGUCCAUGUGAUUGCUGUGCAAAAGUGGAGAUAAGGUGUGAUUUGCCAUCUAUGAGUGAAAUAUUUCAGUGUGGACAUGUGGAGCAACAUUUUUCUCUCUACCACAUCCAGGUACUAAGACAUGCCAGUUUAGUCUUCAUUGACCAUAGUCUUUUUAUAACUCCCACUGUUUUACAGUGAGUGCUAGAGAACUAGAACUAGAGUGAAAAAUAUUCUACAAACACAAAGAUCCAUAUUUUGAUUUGGUUUAUCAAAAGUUUGUUUUUGUUUGAAUGCACAUCUACGAGGAGGGGGACGCAUAUGUUUUUCUCGCUGAGCCUUUUCCUUUGUGCGCUGAUUUAUUGUUUACAACUUAUAAUACAUUCUUUGUAUUUCGUUUGUUAUUUACAGAUAUUUCUUUCCUGUUAGUUUAAAAUUGGUGCAUCUUUUCUCUGCCUUAAUAUUGUCAGCAGAGAAAUUUUGCUUGCAAAUCUUUGUUUUGCACCUGAACUUGUGAACACAUGGAAGAAUUACAGUGGUUUUGGUAAUAGAAAGGUUAGUUUGUUUUCCUCAUGAGAGCAGGUCUCUCUAGAAAUCCAAAUUUUCAAGCUUGAUCAUUGUUUCACAAGUAGAUUUCAAGGUUUACCCAUAUUACAAUACACAACCCCUUUGUUUUAAGGCUAUUAAGCAAUUUUGAUGUUAUGAUUUUCACAUUGAAUAAGCUACAUGUAAAAAAUAUAAUAUUUUCUUCAGUUUGUUUCUUCUUCUCUCCUCUUUCUUUCUUUUCUUGUCUCGCAGCACUCUAUUGCACAAGUGUAGUGACAGGAUGACGUCAGAAUAUUAUUGUGCACUUCGCUUUAUUUGUUUGUACAUCUCUGCCGUAUCUUGUUCAUCGGAAUACAAUGCAAAGCUUUUAUGUUACUGAAAUGAGCAUACACCACUGUGUGCUUGUGUUGAACUAGAUAAAGGACAAAUUCAAUAAA